GGGGGGGAGGCUCGGCGGAGCUGGCGGGGCGGGGCGUCUCCCGAGGCUCGGCGGGCCCGCGGCGGCGGCGGCCCGCUCAGUGCUCCUCACAGCGUAGUCGGGCGGAGGCGGCGCCGUCUGCUCUCCUCCAGCGCGGCCUGAGCCGCUCCCUGGAGCUCCCCUCCCCGCCCUGGCCCCAGCCUUCGGCGAGGCUCCCCGAGAGAACCCGGAGGAGCGCAGGUGGCUUUCUAGAGGAUGACCAUAGAAGACCUUCCAGAUCUUCCCUCAGAAGGAAAUUCUUUGAUUGGAAGAUACCCAUUUUUAUUUUCUGGUUCUGACACACCGGUUAUCUUCUCAGUUUCUGCAGCACCAAUGCCUUCGGACUGUGAGUUUUCUUUUUUUGAUCCCAAUGAUGCAUCAUGCCAAGAAAUCCUUUUUGAUCCUAAAACAUCAGUAUCAGAAUUAUUUGCCAUUUUAAGACAAUGGGUUCCCCAAGUCCAACAGAACAUUGAUAUUAUUGGAAAUGAGAUUAUCAAGAGAGGAUGUAAUGUAAAUGAUAGAGAUGGACUAACCGAUAUGACUCUUCUCCAUUAUACCUGCAAAUCUGGAGCUCAUGGUAUCGGUGAUGUUGAGACCGCUGUAAAAUUUGCCUCUUAUCUCAUUGAACUGGGGGCGGAUGUCAGCUUGAGAAGUCGCUGGACAAACAUGAAUGCUUUGCAUUAUGCUGCUUACUUUGAUGUCCCAGAACUUAUAAAUUUGAUUUUGAAGGCAUCAAAACCAAAAGAUGUGGAUGCUACAUGCAGUGACUUUGCUUUUGGAACAGCUCUGCAUAUUGCAGCAUUUAACUUGUGCACGGGGGCUGUGAAGUGUUUACUGGAACAUGGAGCAAAUCCUGCCUUUAGGAAUGACAAAGGACAGAUCCCAGCUGAUGUUGUUCCAGACCCAGUCGAUAUGCCUUUAGAGAUGGCAGAUGCAGCUGCCAGUGCUAAACAAAUCAAGCAAAUGCUGCUGGAUGCUGUCCCUUUGUUGUGUGAUGUCUCAAAGGCCAUGCUUCCAAAUUAUGAUCCUACAACUGGCAAAGACAUGCUUACGUCAUUGGGCCUCAAGUUGGGAGACCGUGUGAUCAUUGCAGGACAGAAGGUUGGAAUAUUAAGAUUUUGUGGCACAACUGAAUUUGCCAGUGGGCAGUGGGCUGGCAUUGAGUUGAGUGAACCAGAAGGAAAGAAUAAUGGAAGUGUUGGGAAAGUCCAGUACUUUAAAUGUCCUCCCAAAUACGGCAUUUUCGCACCUCUUUCAAAGAUAAGCAAAGCCACAGAUCGGAAGAAGACCAUAGGUCGAACGCCUUCUACUACACGUGCUGCGCCGCCCAUCAGAUCCCAGAAGGUUGAUGUCACUCAUGUAACUUCAAAGAUAAACACUGGAUUAACACCGUCCAAGAAAGAGGGUGGUUCUGAAUCAACAUUGUUAUUGUCUUCUGGUGAAGAACUGAAAACUACACCUGGGAAGGAAGCUGUUCCACCUGUAUCUAUCAGCUCCUCUUCCUCUGUAUCCUCCCUGGACAACAAACAGAUUCCCCAUAAGAAAUGGAAUCCAACCAACAGUAAUAAGGAGGCAUCGAUAAAAAGUUCUUCCAUUUCAUCAAGAGCCAGUGCUGGGUCGACUACUUCAACUACAUCUGUGGGAAAUAAACGGGAAGAAGAAGUUCACGUUGGAGACCGAGUGCUGGUGGUAGGCCAGAGGAUUGGCACUGUCAGGUUCUUUGGAACGACAAACUUUGCUCCAGGAGUUUGGUGUGGCAUUGAGCUUGAAAAGCCCUAUGGCAAGAAUGACGGCUCAGUUGGAGGUGUGCAGUACUUUACUUGUCAACCAAGAUAUGGAAUAUUUGCUCCCCCAACUAGGGUGCAGAGACUAAAAGACAGUCUUUCGGAGAAUGCAUCAAAUAAACGAAAUCAUUCUUUUCCAGGUUUCAGGCGAAGUUUCAGUACAACUUCUGCAUCUUCUCAAAAAGAGAUAAAUAGAAGAAAUGCUUUUGAAAAAUCAAAAAGUGCUUUACUUCGUCGAAGCUGGAGCAGUACUCCAACUGCCGGCGGCAUGGAAGGAGCGGUGAAACUGCACCAGGGCUCCCAGGUUCUCCUCACCAGCUCUAAUGAAAUGGCCAUUGUUAGGUAUGUGGGCCCCACUGACUUUGCCCCAGGCACCUGGCUUGGACUUGAACUCAAAGGUGCCAGGGGAAAGAACGAUGGCUCAGUGGGGGACAAACGUUAUUUUACCUGUAAGCCAAACCAUGGAGUUUUGGUUCGGCCAAGCAGAGUGACCUAUCGGGGGAUUAAUGGGUCAAAGCUUGUGGAUGAUGACUGCUGAACUUGAGACCUCCUGAGUGAGAGAGAUCUAGUGUAUUACAUAUGUAGGGACUGUGUCACACUCGAGGCUCUGACACAUGGGGAGUGCAUGGGAAAUGGAUGACUUACUUAGCUCUUAAUUAAUAUUUGGAUAACACAACUAUCUUCAUAGUAUCAUUAAGACAAUUUACAGAUUAACUUUCAAACAAAAGGAGUAUGAAAUUUUUAAGAAUCAUGAAUCUCUUAGGAUUAUUUAAGGAGAACUUAUUUUUUAAAGCUUUUAGACCUUAGUGUGGUCCUGGGCUGCCAGAAAAUUAUGCCAUUAGGAGACCAACUGAUGUGUUCUGUUGCUUGUUCUGUCUUACUUUGUCGUACAGGAUGGGAUUCUUGUUGUUACGGUAUUGGGCAGCGUGUUACUUUGAUAGUUCCUUUAGCUGUCCAAAGUGUUUUGGGAAUUGUUAUCCCUUUCUGUUCUUUCACCAGUAAGGGAUAAGAAAUGACUGUGGGUGAGUGAUAAUUCAUGAAAACAUCCAUUCCCUCUCUGAUCCUCCAAAGAAAUCCUGCCCUGAAGACAUGCAGUCUAGCAUUUUAGGACUGGAAAUUACCUCAUGAUUUAUCUGGGCCACUCCUCUUAGUCUAUGGAUGAGGAAACUGAGGCAAUUUCCCCACAGGCUCCCAGCUGGUAGCAAAGUGAGGAGUGCAGAACAGGCCUCCUGACGUGCCAUCUGCACCACAUGGACUGCAGGGAUCCUCAGCAUUCUUCUGAAUUACUUAUCAAGGAUUGCUGACAAAGCAUCGUGCAGUUAGCUCCUGUUUUAAAUACCACCUUAUUGCUGCAUAAAAGACCACAUUUGGAAGAAGCACUUUUAAAACUUGAUGCACUUUCAUUUCUGUGGAAAGCUUCUCCUCACUGUAUCUUGAAGCCCUUUGCCAGUUUUUCCUGCUGGCUAUGAAAAAAACAAACCAGUUUUUAAAAAAUAUGCACUUAAAAGCAAGGAGUGGAUUGAAACAUCCUAGGCUUAUGUAUAGUGAGCAGUGUGGUUUACCACGCAAUUUUCCUCACCCAUAAAUAGAAAUAAAUAAUCCACAGAUAGCCAAGGUCUGUGUGGUACACGUUCAUUAAAGUGUUUCUUCAUUUCUUUAUAUUUCUUUUUGUGGUGUUACUCUUAAGGCAGCCAUGACAUUUGCCUUAGUUGGCUUUGGAUUUUCCCAACUGUUGCAAAGCACAAGUAUUUGAGCUUUGGUUAAGUGCUACACAAAUUCAGCGGGGGGAGCCUGUUUUCAUUCUGUGUCUUGUGCCCAUCUUUGUGUUUAAGGUUUGUAAUAGAAUAACGUUGCAAGGAAUUUGUGUUAUGUCUGUGUCUUGAUGUUUGUGUCCCAUAAAUGUAAAAGAUUUAUAUUUUAUUGUAGAUAUUUAGAUUUGAAAAGACUACAGAAAUAGUAAAAUGGUUCACUUUAUAAGAUUUAAAAUUAUCCUUAACAAUGGAACUGCCUUUGCACUUAGAAAGAAAUAACAUGUUCAGAUAUUUUGCAAUAUACUAUUUUUAAACUGAAUUCUGCUGCUCUGCUGCUCUUUUGAAGAAAGCGUGGUAUUUCAAAUACUUGCUAGACCUAUUUUCCUGAAAUACGUUUGCAAAACAAGGCUGUAAUACACUGCCUUUUAAUCAAGGAAUAUUUUUACUGACUAAAGAAAAUGAAUGUACUGUGAUUUUGAAUGUAAACUUAUUUUAUUAUACUGUUUCCUAAAAAUUCUGUUUAUUUAUACCUUGAGAUGUAUGUGGAUACACUGAAACUUUUACAAAGUCCAAAAUGUUUCCUGUUGUACAUCAGAGCCCUAUAAAUUAAAAUCUGUUAUAUUGAUGUUGACAAUGAUUUGCUUUUAGGGAAACCAUAAACCACUAUUUUUUUCUUCUCUUUGCAACCUUUAUUUUCUUUCGUGCAUAUAUUAUGUGAAUAGAGAACAUCUAUUAAAUCCAUACAAAUUUAUACAUUCAUGCAUAAAUACAUGAAAACAGAUUUUUUUCAUCUUUAGCUUAUUAAAUGUCAAUCUACUCAUAUGGAAUUGUAGCUUCUUGAACAUAAAUAAAAUGGGAAACCAUUGUGUUUUGGAAUAGUGUCUUAUGGUGGACUCUUUCUAUUAUUCUUCUCUCAUAACCCAGGAUAUUAGUGUAUACCAUCUCUUUCUUCUUUAAAAAUACAUUUCAUAAAGAAUUUGGGGUUGUUGUCUUUACUAACUAGACUGUUCCUGUAUUCUUGACUCUUCUCACAAACACUUUUCAAAAAUGAGCAUGCUUUCUUUAAUACAGCAAGGUUGGUUAAACAAACCACCCACUGCAGAAAGUGUUUUAAUAGGCAGAAUGUUAUUUCACAAACACUAGCUAGAAACACAGAAGAGUGUCUUUUUGCUUCUUUUAUACCCAUGCAAAGAAAACAUUUUCAUUUAUUAGUGUUGGAAAUUUACAUGGAAAAACUCAUACACAUGGUCCUAUCAGGCUGAUAACUACAUUUUUAUAUUUUAUUAUUCACGUUUUCAUGAUCCACCAAGAUGAUAAGCUUCCUGAUACAUCUCUCCCAUUACCUUGUACAGUAUAUCAUUGUCAGUGUUAUUAAAUGCCUGGCUCAUAGUAGGCUCUUCAUCAAUGGGUGAUGAAUGAAUGAAUAUUUUUCAAAUAAUCCCUUUAUUAAAAUUGUGCUUUGAUGCUUCAUUGUGGCAAGGAUGUGACUGUGGGUUCUCAAAAGCUUUUUCAUCAAUGGGUGAUGAGUGAAUGAAUAUUUUACAAGUAAUUCCUUUACUGAAAUUAUGCUUUGAUGCUUCACUGUGGCAAGGAUGUGACCAUGGGUUCUCAAAUUUUUUUUCAUUAUAAUGCUAGCUAACUCUACAGGGCCUGUUGAAACUUGAAGGACUUUGACAAUGGACCCAGUAUCCAUUUGCUGUCCGAUAACCAAGAAACAGCCUAGUCAAGUUGGGGAGGUUCAUCACUAGGUUAGCCAGAAAGUGAUGAUCUUUUGGGGCCACAGCAACUCUUCAGGAACAUCUCUGAAAUUUCUGAGAGCUUCUGGAUGUGUUGGUAGGGGUAGUAAUUUUCUUAGUGCUCAAAUCCUAGAUCCUUAAAGUAUGAAGUUUUGGGAAAGGCUAUACAAGUCCAAAGUGAAGAUCUAGGUAGAGAUGCCAGUCUAUUAGAUGCAAACAUAACCAGUGUGAUAAGGGCAAUUAAAAAAUUACUUAAAAUUAUACUGUCAAGCAGUGUUUGCAGAUUGUUUUAAAUUUGUAUAAACUAAGAUGAUCAUCCAUAAAUCCAGAGCAAAAAGAAAAUAUGUGAUUAAAAUGUUAUGUGAUGAUACUGCCUCCUCAGACUAAAGGCUCAGACAUCUUAAUACUUCAGAAAUCUACUUUUAUUGUUUUUAUAAGUUUUAUUUAUUUUUAUAUUAGUCAUGUCCAAAUAUCUCUCCCUUCCUCUACUCAGUAAAGCCUUAACUUGUCACAGAAGAAAAACAGUUGAGUAAAAUCAACAGACACAUUGAUUGUAUCUGGCAGGAUCUGUGUGACAUUCUGCCUCCAUAGUCAUUUUUGGUUUUUUUUUAAAGUUUUAAAUUUGACAGACACAAAAUAAAACGAUCAUUUUUAUAUACACUGUGGAAUGGAAGAGGGUUGUACAUGGAACUGCAAAUCUCUGUAGAGCUUGAUUUUCUUUUUAAGUAUACAAUAAAUGUGACAUAACUUUCAAAGCUG
This is a messenger RNA of Trichosurus vulpecula (common brushtail), 6048 nucleotides long. RefSeq names its product CAP-Gly domain containing linker protein family member 4 (gene CLIP4). The record is from RefSeq and is a predicted model, not a curated record. NCBI's taxonomy places the organism in Eukaryota, Metazoa, Chordata, Mammalia, Diprotodontia, Phalangeridae. Gene Ontology annotation, cellular component: cytoplasm; microtubule plus-end; nucleus. Gene Ontology annotation, molecular function: microtubule plus-end binding. Gene Ontology annotation, biological process: cytoplasmic microtubule organization. Bases 235 to 2340 code for a protein of 701 amino acids. The transcript has 16 exons.